This is a messenger RNA of Malania oleifera, 1908 nucleotides long. RefSeq lists its product as uncharacterized. The coding region runs from base 750 to 1736 and encodes 328 amino acids. Lineage: Eukaryota; Viridiplantae; Streptophyta; Magnoliopsida; Santalales; Ximeniaceae. The transcript is spliced from 2 exons. The record is from RefSeq and is a predicted model, not a curated record.
GUUUUUUCAUAUCCACUGUCUGUCAAUAUUCAUUAUUAUCCAUGUUACAAGGUCCGUACGAGGUGAGAAAACAUUUGUGUUUCUCAUAUUUCUCUAACAGUGGUUUCAAUGGUUACUUCUUCUCAGAGACUGUUAAAUUUUAUGGAUUGCGAUAUAUAUAGUGAAGGAAAUGGGAUGGAAGGACAGUGAGGCAGAAUCCUUUGCACUUUGCACUUUCCAUGGCUGCGGAAUCUGUGAUUUCAGUGUCAGAGAACUAGUGAAAGCUUGAAACUUGGAGGUUGUAUUUCGUCUCUCGCUCUCUUUAUUCCCUUUUGCUAUGCCACGGAAUGAAGGUUUUUGGGUUUUUGGAGUUGGGUUUUUGCUUUUGGAUCUAAAGCAUAGAGGGAAGCCUUGAAUCUGCCUGGAUAUGGCAAGUUGUGUUUGCUCUGGAGAAGCUUAUAUUCAUAUUCUCCAGAAAAGGAUUUUUCUGAUCUUUGUUGGAGGCGGGGUUUUAUUUUUGAGAUCCUCAUUUAAAAUUGAAAAUUUGUAGAUAUUUUUUACUUGUUUUGGAAGGUUAAUUCUUAAAAUUGAGAGGGCAGUUUCUAUGAAAAAGUUCUUGCUUAGAGAUUGGUUUUUGGUUGCCAGCAAACUGGGUGAUAUGGAAUUUCUUUUAAUGAAGGUGCAUUAGAGAUCAUAAGCAGCGGAGUUCAGAAAUUUCUACCAGUUUAUUGGUGUUCAGUGAUUAGGGGUUGUUUGUUGGAUGCAUAAACAUGUAUCUGCACGCGUUAAAUUGCCACCUGCAUACAUUAGGUUAUGUAUAUAAGCAUAGAACCAAGUACAAGUUGAGGUCAAAUCAAGCUUUAGCUCUGCCGCCAUCAUCGAUUCUCUUGCAAACUGAUGAGAAUUGUAAUUACCCAGACGCAAAUAAGAUUUCUGGUUCUUACACAGCUUUAGCAAGCAGUGAGUCUGCUAGUUCGUUGAUAAGCCAAGCAAACACAGUGGGCAUAAUUGGGGGUGUAUCAGUUGAUUCUACAUUGAAUUUUUUAAAAAAACUAGUUCAAUGGAGUUCAAAUGAUGGAAAAGGAUGCCUCCCUUUUGUUCUUUGCUCUGAUCCAUUGUUAAACAAGGAGCUUCUAAUGCACGAGAGAAGUUCGAUGUCAGUAAUGAGGAGUAGAAAAGAACUGUCCCAAUUGGAUCAUAAGCCAGUUGUUGAGAACUUGCAGGGCAAAAGGGUUUUCCUUGAGGGUUCUGGAGCUCGUUGCAUUGUAAUGCCUUGUCAUAUUUCACAUUCAUGGCAUAAUGAGGUUUCUGAAGGAUGUUCUGUUCCUUUCCUUCAUAUGGGUGAUUGUGUUGCCAGGGAGCUCAAGGAAGCAAAGUUGAAGCCCCUUGAAGCUGGAAGUGCUUUGCGGAUUGGGGUUCUUGCCACGAAUUCAGCACUAACAGCAGGCUUUUAUCAGGAGUAUCUACAGAGGGAGGGGUUUGAGGUUGUUCUGCCAGAUAAAGCAACCAUGGAGCAUGCUGUAAUUCCUGCAAUUGAAGCUACAAACAGAAAAGACAUGGAAGGAGCACAGAAUCUGUUGAGAAUUGCACUCCAAGUACUUCUGGUUAGGGCUGUAAACAAUGUCAUCCUUGCAUCCGAUGACAUUCGAGAUAUUUUGCCUAAGGACGAUCCCCUUCUCAAGAAAUGUAUUGACCCAAUGGAUGCACUGGCCAGAUCAACCAUCAAGUGGGCGCAUUCUGUUGAAGGAGGUACAUAAAAACCAUUCAGAAUAUUUCCUUCACAAAAUCUUGUUCUAGUUUCAAUAUUUGAUGUAAAAAUCUUGUUGUUGUGCUUGGGCAUUCGUGUUGAAAACUAGCCCUGCUGCUGUUCUGUAUGAGAGAACUAAAGAAUUACGAACUUAAGUCAAUAAAUUUCUUGUAGACACCAAA